CCGAUCGAUCCAGCUUUGUAUUAGUACAAGGUAGACCCGGCAAACUCUGUUUGACAAUGGGUUCCACGACCCUGCAUGAGUCCGCCCUGCAUCUCUUCAGACUAAUAUCGCCAACCGUCCCAGCUCGUCUCCCUCCUUUCUUUCCACCAUGUCACUCACUCAGUCACUCAUUCAUUUUCCUUAAUCCUUUGCUUCAACCAAACCGGUCAAUAUGGGGUCGGAACUCGGAGUCACGCCCGACUCGAAGCCGGAGCCUAUAUACAGUCCGGUAAGCAUCUGGUGGGCCACCUGGGCGGGCGUUUGGACAGUCCUCGUCGCCAGUGGCAUCGUCUAUCUCAUCGCUCGUCGGGACACUCCUAUUCUGCGCAUCCGUGGCCUCGGCCUAUCGCUUUCUGCUAUCGUUCUCCUUCAUUUGUAUUACGCCCCUGUCCAGUUCGGCACCAUGAUCGGCCCCAUCAUGCCGGGAGAUGCCCAGUUUUGGAUCAUGGGCACUUUUCUACCCUGCGGAAUCGCUCUCUUUCAUGCGUCCAACAGUCGUUUCCUUUAUGUCGCAAAGCUCCAGGAGAAAUACGUCUACAACGAUCUUCGACACAAUUUCCCUCCGAACCAAAGGAAAAGCGGGUUGAUCGGCCGCUUCAAGCGUCUCGAUUACAAUACCAGGAUCCUCGUUCUCGUUGGAAUCGGCAUGAUUGCCCAGAUCAUGCUCACUAUCAUCAUGUGGUUGAUUUCGCGCAAGUGGCAUCCCACUUGGGGAAUACCGGGCACAGAGGUUACCGGACCCAAGAUGGCCCAGUUAUCGGCGAUGGGCCGGGGUUGGGAGUGGUGGCCGAGUAUCCUGUGGCAACUGUUUUGGGCCUGGAUCUUUGCUCCUAUUGUUCUCUGGAAAUCGCGCAAUAUCCGCGAUACCCAUGGCUGGCGAGUUCAGACCAUCGGCUGUGCUAUAGCCAAUCUCCCCGGUGCUCCCCUCUGGCUCAUUUCCCUCUACGUUCCCGCAUUUGACAAAAUAAACCAAGUCUGGCUGCCUCCGCAGUGGGUUUGUCUUUCGAUCCUGGUCAUGGAAAUCUUCACCGUCUUCCUUCCCUGCUGGGAGGUGAUGCGCCACCAGGCGCUCCAGAAGGAAACCCUCGACGCCAUCGCGCAGUGGGAAGAGAAGAAUAAGAAAAACAGCUCAGCCAGCAAGUCUCUCGCCGAGACGGCCACUCUGGUCGAAUCCAUCAUGACCGGCGGCAAGUCCACCAACGGCUCCGUCCAGACCAACCACUCUCGCGACAGUAUCCUCACCAUGGGCGCUCUCGAGUAUGCCCUCGAGCGAGACCCAGCUCCUCUCCAACGAUUCUCCGCACUCAGUGACUUUUCCGGCGAGAAUAUCGCCUUUUUGACCACCGUCGCCGAAUGGAAAGACUCCUUCCCCAAGGCUAUCCGCGAGAACACCGCCCCUCGGGACAGCAACACCGAGGACCUGAUCCGCGAGCGAUUCAACCGCGCGUUGCGCAUCUAUGCCGAGUUCAUCAGUGUCACGCACGCCGAGUUCCCCAUCAACAUCUCGUCUCAGGAUCUCCGAAAGCUGCAAGACGUCUUUGAGCGGCCCGCUCGCAUCCUGUACGGCGACGAGCGCGAGGUCGAUCCCGCCACUCCCUUUGAUUCCUUCAAGCCACCCGCGUCGCCGACCUAUUCGAACAGCUCACAAAAGGAGCUGCAGAGCUCCGUGGGCGCCAUCCAUGACCGCGUGCAAUACUGGGGUGAUGUUCCCGAGUCGUUUGGGCCGAAUGUCUUUGACGAUGCACAGGAGAGCAUCAAGUACCUUGUUCUCACCAAUACGUGGCCCAAGUUCGUCAAGUCUCGUACGGCGUCGAUAGACUCGGAAAAAACGAUGCAUGGGAUGAAUGUUUGACUUUCUUCUUUACUUUCUUGACUUCUUAACCUUCUAUUUUACCUCCUUUUUACCUUCAACUUACCUUCAACUUACCUUCUUUGACCUUGUUUUGACCUUCUCUUUUCCAUUUUAUGUGUCAUUUUUAAUGAAAAGAUAUACCCUAUUGAUGGAUGGCAAGGCCUAUGUAUAUAUACCAACCGGUAAUGCGAUGAAUACUAAUCAACAAGUAAUAUUAGCC
Aspergillus novofumigatus IBT 16806 is the source of this 2111-nucleotide messenger RNA. Its product is annotated as regulator of G-protein signaling domain-containing protein. NCBI's taxonomy places the organism in Eukaryota, Fungi, Ascomycota, Eurotiomycetes, Eurotiales, Aspergillaceae. The transcript is spliced from 4 exons. The record is from RefSeq and is a predicted model, not a curated record. The annotation marks the transcript as partial.